GGAAAGAGCAUGAGUUUACUAGGCACAAUGAAUGUUGGCUUCUGGCUAGUUCCGUUCCGCGCGCUGUUCCAGCUCGAUCAAGCAGAGACCGUCUCCAAGCCAUUGUUGCAUGUCGACUGCGAGCAGUGGCAGAAAUGCACUGCCGAGCGAGGACCUCGGUGUUUUCGCAGCCGAUUCGGUGGCAACGCCGUCAGGGGACGAAGAACGCACGAUAACGACCAAAGGCUCGAUCUGGACAGACGGCUGAAGAAGGAGCGAGUAAAAACGAAACGGCGCUUUUGCAAGCCGAUGCGAACCACCAAUAAUCGUAGAGGAGGUUGUCACAAGCAAAAGUCGCAACCGACGACGGCAGGAAAGGAGCGAAAUCAGCGGAUGGAAAAAACGGCGCGACUUCCAUGCCAAAGCCGUUUUACAGCUCCAGUAGGUAUUCAAGCGAGGGCUCCGGCAUGUUGCCGUCUUCUAACAACCACCCGCAGUAACGUGGGCGCUCUAGGCGACCUUGGCUCUGACAAAGAGGCGUGUCCUGUGGAUUACAAAGCUGACGUAGCGACUGAUCCGGAAUACAUCAACGAAACCGACAAAGAAAUUACAGCGCAAGGAGCCACUGCCGUUCAAGUCGCGGAGGAUUCCAAAGAAGCAAAAAUCAACAUCGAAGGGCUUUUACGGAUUGUCUUUCAAACCUUGCUGGAGGAGUGCCAUAUACCAAAUUUUACCACAUACACCCUAGUCGCCGACAAACAGUUGAUUCUUGCCCAAGGCAAGCCCGUGGAGUUCACCUUGUACACGUGGAAGUUGUGGCGCGACCGGCAUCAUUGGGCAUCAUUUUGGAAAGAUCGGACAGCCUCCACGUACGCGCAACGACCAAUGGGCGUGACAACCGACAAAGUGAAAGAGGAAGAUGAUGCCGCUGCACCCGAGUCAGCAGACAAAUCCCAAUCAAAAGCUAUCUCGGAUGGCGCAACGGAACCUCCAACAAAACAGGAGCGGUCACAGGAACUCCUUGGGAAUAUAAUGGGAUUGCUCGCAGGGAUCGCCAUUCUAUUUCUUUUUGUGUCCAUCUUGAAGUGGGAGUAG
Phaeodactylum tricornutum CCAP 1055/1 is the source of this 1074-nucleotide messenger RNA. RefSeq lists its product with no specific name. The coding region runs from base 10 to 1074 and encodes 354 amino acids. The record is from RefSeq and is a predicted model, not a curated record. The transcript is spliced from 5 exons. Lineage: Eukaryota; Bacillariophyta; Bacillariophyceae; Surirellales; Neidiaceae.